This is a messenger RNA of Aedes albopictus (Asian tiger mosquito), 9655 nucleotides long. RefSeq lists its product as uncharacterized. The transcript has 2 exons. The record is from RefSeq and is a predicted model, not a curated record. Lineage: Eukaryota; Metazoa; Arthropoda; Insecta; Diptera; Culicidae. Bases 1 to 1194 code for a protein of 397 amino acids.
AUGGGGAACCCACUCUCUCCGAUGAUAGCCGAUCUGGUAAUGGAAGACAUUCUUGAUCAGGCAGUAGAGGCUGUACCAUUUCCAAUUCCAUAUAUAAAAAAGUAUGUGGAUGACUUGUUCCUCGCUCUUCCAGAGGAUAAAAUUGAAAUGGUCCAAGAACUCUUCAAUGGUCAAGAUGAAAACCUACAGUUCACAAUUGAACGAGAAAAGGAAAAUCGCUUGCCGUUCCUGGAUAUGGUUUUAACCAGAAACCUAAACCAAGCUAUUACGACAGAAUGGUAUAUGAAACCAAUAUCAUCGGGACGGUUUCUUAACUAUCGAUCUCUUCACUCUUUUUCGCAAAAAAUGAAUGUUGCUUUCAAUUUCGCCAAACGGGUGUACACGUUCUCAACGAACAGUAGAGAUAACGAAGUUGAAAGUGUGAUACGUCGCCAACUCCUGAUUAACGAUUAUCCGAACACGUUGAUCAGUCGAGUCAUCAAUAGAGUGAAACUACGUAGACAAGAAGUGGAAACAGCUAUGGAAGCGAACGAAAACAGACCAGAUGAGGGAGAAACCGUUUUUCGUUCGCUCACCAAUAUCGAAGGACUCUCACAACAGAUAAUAAAAACACUGAGAAGGGAAUAUCCUACACGAAUAGCCACCAAAACAACAAAUACGGUUGGCGCAAUACUACCACCAAUUAAGGACAAGACAGAUAAUGACGACCAAAGUAAUGUAAUAUACAAGAUCGACUGCAACAACUGUGAUGGCUGCUACAUUGGAAUGACAACGACGAAGCUGAAAACACGCAUAUCGGGACAUCGCUCAAAUGUACGCAGCCUGACGACACUAAGAGAAGCAGGACACACCAAUUCGGACGCAGCGAUCAUUAGUAUUAGAGAAAAGACAGCGCUAGUAGACCACACAGCAGAAAAUGACCAUGUAUUCAGACUAGACGAUGUAAAGAUAUUAGAUAGGACACAAAAACCAUCAAAUCUUCCCAUCUUGGAAAGCUGUUACAUAUACAACACGCCACACACGGUAAACAAACGUACUGACACAGACAAUCUGAACGUAGUCUACGCUGGUCUACUCCACUCUAUAACAAACCUAAAAAGAACGAGAACGAAUAACCAAAACAGAACCAAUGUAAACAUAACACGAACCAACCACACUGACACAAUUAUAACCGACCAUACAACACACGAAUAGAACGAACUUUAAACUGUCAUUUUGAAAACUAUACGCAAAAGUAGUGGAUUGCGGUCCGGGUUCAGACUACCAAAUCAGUUUUUCGAAAUUUGAAGGUUUUUCCGGUUCCAAAAAACGGACAAAUUUGUAAGUAGUAAGUGACAAUUAGGUAUUCCUUAAUUAACAAUAACUUCUUAUAGCAAAAACAAGGAAUGACAGUUAAAAUGUUUCAAAAAACAACUACUAGACGAAGAAACAACAACUUAUUCGGUAUGUGUUAAGUGUUGCGUAAUGUGUUAAAAACCAAUGUAAACGUCCAAUAAAAUUACAGAUUCCCUGAAGAAGAUCCAAUAAGGAUCGAAACGUUGGAAAUAGAAAACAUAUAGUUGUUUUUGAUCCCCGAAAAGACUGAAACGCCACAAAAAUACCCAAAAAGGCUAACUAUAUCGGUAAAGUAGAUUUUUACUAUUUUGGUCGGUAAAAUAGCUCUGAAUGAUAACUUAUUGAUAACAAAACCAGAUAUCAAUCAACUAUAUUGUUUCAUGUUGAUAACAAAAUGUAAUAUAGUACAAAACACUGUAUAACACAAUUAGUUAUCAACUUGAACUCAAUGAUAACUUAAUUUCUUAUCAUUUUGGUAUUCGUGGAGUAAAUUUGAGUUAUCAUUUUUGUUAUGUUGGCUCUUAAUUCAACCUAAAUGAUAACAAACUCAAUUAUCAAACGAAUGAUAACCAGGUAACAGAACUUGUUAUCAUUUUGUUAUCCGCCUUUGCUCGGGUUGACUUAGCCACUGAAAAGUGAAAUCCAACCAAAGUCGCAAAAGUUGAACUACUAUUGGUGAACAAACCUAAGUGGCAGUGCAGUGCACACACGGUGAAACGGAUCGAGCAAGUGUUUGUCUCUUUGGCCAACGAAAAUUGAACAAUCGAAAUGGGUUGGUUUAGUGACACAUUUAUCACCCACAAUGAAGUAAGCACCACCGAAAUACGUAUCGUCGCUGGAACAGCAGUGAUUCUGCUAGUAGUGUUGUUGGCGUACAUGUGCUUAAGAAUGCAUGGCAAAUUCACAAACGCAAAAAUACAGGAUAGGGGCUGUCCAUAAACCACGUGGUCCGAGGGGGGGGGAUGUUUUCGGCCAAUGACCAUUUUGUAUGGACAAAAAAAAAUUUGUAUGGACUAAUGACCACGCGGGCCCAUAUAGCCGAGGCGGUAAACGCGCGGGUAUUCAGCAUGACCAUGCUGAGGGUGACGGGUUCGAUUCCCGGUCGGUCCUGGAUCUUUUCGUAAAGGAAAUUUCCUUGACUUCCUUGGGCAUAGAGUAUCUUCGUGCCUGCCACACGAUAUACGCAUGCAAAAUGGUCAUUGGCAGAGGAAGCUCUCAGUUAAUAACUGUGGAAGUGCUCAUAGAACACUAAGCUGAGAAGCAGGCUUUGUCCCAAUGAGGACGUUACGCCAAGAAGAGAGAGAAGAGAGAGAGAGAAUGACCACGCGGGGGGGGGGGGUUGAAAAGUCCCAAAAAAAUAACCACGUGGUUUAUGGACAGCCCCAUAGAGUGCAACGAGAAAUCCGACUCAAUAAUUUGAGCGCUAGUAAAGUGGUGUAGUGCAGGAAUUAUGCACGAACAUACAAACUUUCAAUGUUAAAAACUAAACUCUUUGUGUAACGUUAACGAAAACCAGCGUACAUAUAGACAAUAGUGCAGUGCGUUAAGUUCAAUGGAGACGAGACAAAAAUGAAGUGCUGUAGCCAAAGACGAGCUAAAUUAUUAUCAACAACAAGAAACAGGCGAAGGAAGAGCCAAUUAUGAGUUAAUAAGCAACGACGAAGAUUAACCAGGGAAGAGCCAAAUUAUCAUCAACAACAAGAAACAGGCGAAGGAAGAGCUGAUUAUGAACGACAAAGAUUGGCCAAGGAAGAGUCAAAUUGUCAUCAACACCCGUGGAUUUUGGAGAUCGGUGCGCUAUGACCCAGCGCUAUAGACGACGUUGCUGAUGAUGUGCUGUACACUGCGAGUGGUAAAUUAAGGUACUGCGAAUCUUGAAAUGUAAAUAGUGGAUCCAGCCUUGAAUUGAUUACUAGAUUAUAUACCCAAACUAAAAAUCAUGUGCGAUUUCAAAGUGUAAUGGACAUAAUAGAAAGUAAUUUAGCUCAAUUAAAAAUUAUUCAAACGAAUUUGAGAAAAGCUCCUAAUCGGAAAUAUCGCAGAAGUACCCUACUAAAUAAACUUGCGGAAGUUCAAACUCUUAGAAAUAAUAUAAAUAAUGAAUUAAUUACCUUUGAAAACACUAUUGCUAUUGGGACAUUUGAUCAAAUUAGAAAAAUGGAAAGGUCGCUAACUGGUGAAUUACAGCUUACUAUUGACCAAAAAUUAGCUAACCUGGGUGAUAAACCUGAUAUAACAUUAAAAAGCUUAGGAAAACUUAUUGUCAUUGGUUAUCGAUUAACCAAAUCUGCAAAAAUGACAACGCUUAUAGAAACAGUUAAGACUGUAACCGCACUUUUGCCUACGUACGAUGGCACACCUAGUAAACUGAGAAUUUUUUUGGACGCACUUGAAGUCGUCAAACUGAUUGCCACAAAAGCAGAUCAAUUACAGACGGUAAUUAACAUUGUUUUAACAAAAUUGGAAGGGCGAGCAAGACAUGCUUUCCCGGCAGCACCUGAAACUGUUGAUGAAAUCAUCACCAAACUAAAAGAGGUGUCGUCACCGAUUCCUCCCGAGACUAUCAUUGCCAAAUUGUCCUCUUGUAAUCAGAGAAAUAAUAUCGCUGCAUACACUAAGGAUGUCGAAGAACUAACAAUGCAACUUGAAGCGGCGUAUAUAGCAAAAGAAAUUCCUACGGCCGUAGCUCAAUCAAUGGCUACGAAAGAAGGAAUUAAAUACUUAACUGCGGGACUGAAAGACGAAAAAACUUCCAUCAUUAUCAAAGCGGGCCAGUUUAAAUCAAUUACAGAAGCAAUUAACUAAACCCUUAAAGAGUCUCCUCAGAGCUCAAAUGUGGUAACAGUACAGUAUGCAAGAAGCCACCCUAGACAAUAUCAGUCUAGAUGGCAAGCAUCUGGAAAUCAACAGUCCAAUCGAUUCCAUAAUUCAAACUACCGUGGUGGACGCUAUAAUUAUCGCACCCAAAAUAAUCAGCGGUACCAUGAUCGCCCACAAAAUAGUGAAAACCGUGAAAAUCGAGAUAGCAGAAACGAAAAUUUUAACACUCAUCGGCGGUAUGGUAAUAAUCAAUAUCGUGGGAGCAGAGGUCGAGGUGGACCUCCUCCUCAACGAAACGUGUAUGUUUCGGAAAACGGCAGAGGGCCUUCGGAAAAUCCCCAAGCCGAGGCACGACAAGGCAACGGGGAGACAACAUUUCCAAACAGGGAGUAAAUGUGUUUAACUGUGACUUAAAUUACUCCAAUUUCGUUCAACUUAGAGUAGAUAUGUGCGAGAAACCUGUAAAUUUAACUGUAGACACUGGUGCGGAUGUGUCCAUAAUUAAAGAAAAUUUAUUAAAUGAAUUCCAAAAAAUAUAUAUUAAACAAAAGUGCACCAUUAAAGGGGUGACCGAUGGGAAAAUUGAAACUAUCGGAAGCACACCCACGAACAUAAUAAUUGAUAACACUUCCAUAGCACAUAACUUCCAAGUUGUUACAAAAUAUUUCCCGAUUCAAACAGAUGGUAUACUUGGAAGGGAUUUCUUAGCCAAGCAUGGAUGCAAUAUUUGUUUGAAAACUUGGCUUAUAACAUUUGAAAUUGGUCGAAAAAGAUUUGAAGUACCAAUAGAAGAUAAAUUUAAUGGUAAUAUAGCCAAGCAUGGAUGCAAUAUUUGUUUGAAAACUUGGCUUAUAACAUUUGAAAUUGGUCGAAAAAGAUUUGAAGUACCAAUAGAAGAUAAAUUUAAUGGUAAUAUAGUUAUUCCUCCAAGGUGUCAAGUCAUCAAAAAGUUAAAAUUAUCCCACGUAAAGGAAGGCAGUGUAAUUCUGUCCAAGCAAAUCAGAUCAGGAGUGUUCUGCGCCAAUACCAUAGUUGGUCCUGAGGCACAAUAUGUAAAAUUUGUAAAUGUUAAUUAUAAUGCCGAAGUAAUCCCACAUAAUUUUGACGUUUUGAAAAUUGUACCAAUCAGAAAUUACUCUACAUUACCGCUAGAUAAACAUGAAAAUAAUGACAACGAUAGGGUUCAACAGCUAAUGAAUGAACUUAAUUUACAAAGCUCAUUGCCAGAAGACAAGCGGAAGCUGGGAGACUUAUGCGCAAAAUUUAAUGAUAUCUACGCAUUGAAAAAUGACACACUAACAGCGAAUAACUUUUAUAAACAAAAAAUUCAUUUGGAGGAAAGUAAUCCAGUUUAUAUAAAAAAUUAUAGAUUACCGGAGGUUCACAAGCAAGAAAUAAAUAACCAAGUGAACAAAAUGCUUCAUGAUAAAAUUAUUCAACCAUCCAUUUCACCUUUUAAUUCACCAAUUCUUUUGGUGCCCAAAAAAUCCAACACUGACGAAAAGAAAUGGCGCACGGUGUCAAAAUUUUGAUUAUUAUCGAACUUUCAUGUACUUCGGAUUUUUCUUCAUAGAAUGUUAGAAUUUCGGCUAUAAUGUAUAAAUGCAAAAUUUGAAAAUAUUUUAUCGGGGAAAAUUUGAGUUAGGUGAAUUUUUGGCUAUUUUCCAUACUUAAAAUCAAUAACUACUAUUUUAGUCCAAAAAACGUCCCAUACAAAAUGUAUGGAAAAAUUUUCGCCGAUGAAAUAUUUUCUAGUUGUCCGACUAUGACUAUUGUCAGAUUUCUUGAAACGUAAACACCGCGCGGUCGUUGAAAUGUUUCAAAAAGGGGCUUUGCACAAAAGUUCACGCGGUCUAUCGUUUUCGAAAGGAACAGCCGCACCGUAGGAAAUGCCGCAAUGUUAUUUCCCAUAAGGAUGAAGUAAACUGGGAGUGAAAAUCGCGGCUGUACCUUUCGGAAGCGAUAGGCCGCGUGCACUUUUGAGCAAAUCCCUCAAUAUAUAGCCCAAAAACUAAUCAUUUUCGAAGAAAAAUCCGAGGUACAUGAAUGUUCGAUAAUAAUCGAAAUUUUGACACCGUGUGGCGAUUAGUCGUUGAUUUUCGUCAGCUCAAUAAACAAAUAAUACCGGAUAAAUUCCCACUUCCACGUAUUGACGAAAUCCUAGACCACAUUGGACGAGCAAAAUAUUUUACUACUUUGGAUUUAAUGUCCGGGUUUCAUCAAAUUGAGCUCGACAAUAUUGCGACAUCUGCACCCAUUUAGACUCGGCCCAAAUUCAUUAUUAUCACAGUCGAAUUUCUCACACGACUUCGCAGCGGGUAAAUAGCGUUCACAAGUUCGACUGAGUUCAUGACAGGGGCGUCGGAUGCAGAACAGGUAAACAAAAUAAGUUUGAUUAGUGUGAACUGUCUUUGGGAAAUGAUGAUUCUGUGGAUUAUCAAAUUAUCACAGUAGUCUAAAUAUCUUUGAGAAACCCAAUAGGGCACUGCAUUGUUAUGAUUUAGUAUGGGAUUUUGACGUUUCUUGGCCUUGUUGUUUACAUAAUUUCUGUAAGAGUGAAAGAGAAGGAGAGAAUUUCAUGCAGUGCCCUAUAAGUCAAAACGAUAUACAGCCUUCUCCAGUCCUGAUGGACAUUACGAGUUCAAUCGCCUACCAUUCGGAUUGAACAUAUCACCUAACAGCUUCCAGAGGAUGAUGACGAUUGCGCUCAGUGGACUACCACCAGAGUGCGCGUUUCUUUACAUUGACGAUAUCAUUGUCAUGGGUUGUUCCGUCAGUCAUCACCUGAAAAACCUGGAAUGCGUGUUUACCAAAUUACGAGAACAUAACUUGAAACUUAAUCCCUCGAAAUGUGUCUUCUUUGAAUCAGACGUUACGUAUUUGGGUCAUCAUAUUUCUGAAAAAGGCAUCCAAGCAGAUAGGUCGAAAUUUUCCGCAAUAGAAAAUUAUCCCACACCGAAAGAUGCAGACGAAGUUCGUCGAUUUGUCGCGUUCUGUAACUAUUACAGACGAUUUAUUCAAAAUUUUGCAGAGAUUGCCUACCCUUUAAACAAAUUAUUACGAAAAAAUAUAAAAUUUGAUUGGACCUCAGAAUACCAACUUGCAUUCGAUUCUCUGAAAAAAACAAUUAGUAUCACCUACCAUACUACAAUUUCCUUAUUUUAAAGAACAUUUUACCCUGAUAACCGACGCUUCAAAAAUUGCAUGUGGUGCAGUCCUUACUAAAAAGCAUAAUAAUAUUGACUAACCAAUUGCGUUUGCGAGCAAAGCAUUCACAAAAGGUGAAGCGUGAAGCCAAUAAAUCAACUAUUGAACAAGAGCUCACUGCAAUUCACUGGGCUAUUAUUAAUUUUCGUCCCUACCUUUACGGUCGUAAAUUUACUGUGAAAACAGACCAUAGGCCGUUAGUAUAUUUGUUUUCAAUGAAAAACCCUUCUUCUAAAUUAACCAGGAUGAGAGUAGAUCUCGAUGAGUUUGAUUUCGAUGUACAAUAUGUGCCUGGAAAGACAAACUUUGGAGCUGAUGCUCUGUCUAGAAUCAAAGUUGCUACCGAAGUCUUGAAAGACAUGUCUGUUCUUAUGGUACAAACAAGAGCAGCAGCAAAGAAAAAUGAAAAUAAUACCGAUAAUGACAUACAAGUGAAUUCCGGCAAUGAAGAGACUGAUCACCUCAACAUCCGAGACUCACUCAACUACUAUGAAACAUACAACCUUCCUAAAUUAGUCAUUGAGCGCUCAGCCACACGAGAUGGUAUUUUAAUUGACAUAAUGGAUAAAAGCUAUAAAAGGGAGUUGACUCAAGCGUCAAUCAUCCACAUAAAGCUAUCCGAAGUAAAUGAGAAUCUAAGUAAAAUCGUGAAACAAAUUGAAGCAAUUGCAAAUAAGCUGAAGGUGAAGUUGUUAGCUCUAGCGUUGACUAACGAAAUCUUCCAAAUAACUGAUAUUCAAACUUUCAAGCAAGUUUGUAACAACGAAUUGAAGAAUUUAAACAUCUUGAUUUAUCAACCACCACAGUUGGUUGUUAACAAAGAUGAAAUAGAAAACAUAAUUAAAUCAUACCAUAAUACAUGCACAGACAAACAGACGUAACACUUCGAACAUUUUUCGAUUCAAAUCAUAGUCACGGAAAAAUAUUCGCCCAAUGCUAAAAGGACUAAGUUUGGCCGACCACCAACUAGGUGGCGGUAGUGAGCAAACGUCAAACUCAAACAAAAACUAUACGAGCGCCACAGUUGGGCAGUUGGCCAACUAUCAAAUUUUGAAAAAGACCGUUAAAUCGGUGUACGAUGAGAAUUAUCAGAGUGUUACGUCUGUUUGUCUGUGAUACAUGUAUUGGAGGCCAUGUUGGUUCAAACAGACUUUAUCAAAAGUUAAGGUGCCAAUACACAUGGAAAAAUACGAAGAAAUCUAUUUUUGAUUUUGUCAAAACAUGUUCAAGUUGUCAGAAAAACAAACACACAGUUAAAACAAACGAAAAUUUUGUCCUAACACCCACACCGCAUAAACCUUUCGAUUCAAUUGCCAUGGAUACAAUAGGAUCAUUUACAAAAUCUAAUACAGGAAAUAGGUAUGCACUUACAAUACAAUGCGACCUAUCCAAAUAAAUUAUCAUCAAGGCAAUACCAAAUAAACAAGCAGAAACUUUAGCUAAAGCGUUUGUGGAAGUUUCGUUUUGAUAUAUGGAACACCGUCAAUCAUUAGAACGGAUCAAGGUACCGAGUAUAAAAACGAAAUUUUUGACAAAAUCGCUGAACUAUUACAUAUGAAGCAAUCUUUCUCAACACCUUACCACCCACAGACUAUUGGAAGUCUUGAAAGAUAUACAAGAAGUUCAUAAAAAUAGAGUAAUUAAACUUCACUAAAAAUAAUAUCAAAACAGAAAAAAAUGUAAAAAAAAAAAUAUAAUAAUUAUAGCAAUGUUAUCUCAAAUUCAAGCCAGCAACUUUUAUCGGAACGCUCUGGGCAUUCCUUCUCAAAGGGGAAUGGUGUAGCAUCCCUUACAUCUUUCGCCUUAUUCAAAUCUGUUUCACAUUUACAUCUUGAAAUUCAAUCCUAGAGAACGAAGCCUUAAAUUUAUAGUUUACAUUCCGUUCUCAGUAGGUCAUAAAAUUCCAUUACAAAACACGAUAAACCCGGAAAAAAUUCCGCCAGAGUGAACAAAUAUUGGAUGUCGAGUCAAAGUCGGAUCAAAUUUUAUCAAAUGUUGGACCACUGUUGAACCCACAUCGGAUAACUGUUGAGUCUAUGUUGGGUUUGGUGCCCAAAAUAAAAACAGAUGAAUGAUAGGUUUAUGUCGGGUUAUACGUCAUCAAUUUCGAACAAAGCUUCAACCGUUCAACAAUAAGCUAUUGUGGAUUUACCGGCUACUUGUAUUCUACCGGUUACUUGAGUAGCCGUUACAAAGUAGCCGUUUUCAUAUAAAUAUCAAAUUGAUUGUCAAAAAAUGAAUGUCGCUGAAUAGCUAGUGGCAACGAGGAAUAGCGCAUACAAUACAAAUGUUA